This is a messenger RNA of Myotis davidii, 2116 nucleotides long. RefSeq names its product regulator of microtubule dynamics 1 (gene RMDN1). Gene Ontology annotation, cellular component: cytoplasm; mitotic spindle pole; spindle microtubule. The record is from RefSeq and is a predicted model, not a curated record. The coding region runs from base 32 to 880 and encodes 282 amino acids. Gene Ontology annotation, molecular function: microtubule binding. NCBI's taxonomy places the organism in Eukaryota, Metazoa, Chordata, Mammalia, Chiroptera, Vespertilionidae. The transcript is spliced from 9 exons.
GGAUCUUUGCUUGCUGUAGCAGUUGCUUCAGAUGUUCUGUGUGAUGUUCCCACAGGUGCGGGGAAACCCAGGAGCUUUCAGAAGAAGCCUUAUGUUCUCAGCCUGGUCUUACUUGGGAUUUGAAACUUACCAGCUCCUUUCUCCAGCUGCUGUGGUUCAUGCCGCAGCCAAAGGCUUCCGAGUUGAAGAAAUCCUCCAACAAGCAGACUACCUCUACGAAAGCGGGGAGACGGAGAGACUCUACCAGUUGCUGACCCAGCACAAGGACAGUGAAGAUGCCGAGUUGCUGUGGCGUCUGGCGCGGGCAUCCCGGGACCUGGCUCAGCUUAGCGGAACCUCAGCGGAGGAGAGAAAGGCCCUGGUGUACGAGGCGCUGGAGUACGCGAAGCGGGCGCUGGAGAAGAACGAAGCGAGCUUUGCGGCCCACAAGUGGUAUGCCAUCUGCAUUAGUGACGUUGGCGAUUACGAAGGCAUCAAGGCUAAAAUCGCAAAUGCCUACGUUAUCAAGGAGCAUUUUGAGAAAGCAAUUGAAUUGAACCCUAAAGAUGCGACUUCGAUUCACCUAAUGGGUAUUUGGUGCUACACGUUUGCUGAAAUGCCUUGGUAUCAGAGAAGAAUUGCCAACAUGCUGUUUGCAGCCCCUCCCAGCUCCACCUACGAGGAGGCCUUAGGCUACUUUCAAAAGGCAGAGCAAGUGGAUCCAAACUUCUACAGCAAAAACUUGCUUCUCUUAGGAAAGACAUACUUGAAGCUACAGAACAAAAAGCUCGCUGCGUUCUGGCUGCUGAAGGCCAAGGACUAUCCGGCCUGCACCGAGGAGGACAAGCAGAUACAGAGAGAAGCCGCACAGUUGCUCGCAGAGUUCAGUGGCAAGAACUGAGUGUUUCAGAGACGCAGCGCACACCUAGGGUGUUGCCCUCCCACCAACUGUACGUGUGUGAACACGACUGGUCUUGGCUCUCAGUGCCAAUGACGUGACCAUGUGACAACUGAAAUACACAGAUUCUUCACAAAUAACAAGGCAGAAGCAGUAACUGCUGUGAGGUGGUGGCGGUGUCGCAUGGUGGGGGGCCGGUUACUGUGCAUCUGGGGUACCAGCGUUCCAGGCAUGGCAUUUGAGAACCAAUCACUUGGGAUGGAGGGGCAUGUUUCCAGUUGGUGGCUCCAGCUGAGACCCUGCAGAGAAGGGGCAGUGGGGUGAGGAGGUUGGGAGUUGGGGUGCUGGGCAUCAGUCUCUGUGCAUGCUGGGACAUGGUCUCUCAGGGGGUGGUCUGUGACAGGACAGAGCCCAGGCCUGUUCCCUGAUGGGGUAAAAAGAACACAGCUCAAGGGAGGAAUGGGACACGUUUAACCAGAGGCAGACGAUGCUGUGCCCUCGGGCUGGUGCCCGGCACUGCCGCUGUUUGUGAGGAGCAGCUUGAAUGAGGGUCCAUGGGCGACUCCCCGAGGGUUGGGGUGGUGUCCCUGUGACUGGGGCACGCGGUGCUCAUGUGUGCUCUCAAACACGAAGGGAAACAGUGGACUGCGUCUCUCCGUGUGCGGUCACAUGUAGAUUCUGCCUCCGUGUGUGUGUGUGGUCAUAUAUAUUCCUCAACCUUGAAUUAAGUGCACACGAUGUAGUUCAUCCCGAACACUUCAUCAUACAGACCCCUUCACAGUCCAUUACCACAGCUGAUACCCAGACCUUUAAGUUUCCUCAAAUGCCACAAUGUCUUACAGUUUUUAAAGCCAGGAUGCCAAUGUCACACCUUGCAUUUGAUUUCCCACCUACAUUUUGUGAAAUCGGAAACACUCCCAUCUUUUUUCUUAGCAGUGACUGUGUGAAGUGGCCAGGCCAGCAGUCUUAGAUUGUCCCUUGUUCAAUGGACCUUAUGGAACCUACUUUGAGAACCAGUGGUCCUGUGCCCUUCACGCCCGGUUGGUUGUGUAUGUUGGAUCUUCUCCGCCCAACGUUGUUUACACUUUCAUUGCAGUGGCUCUGAGGCUGCUUUCUGAGGACGAGCCCUUGUGUGGGAUUAGCAGGUGAGCCGUGGGAGGCGAGGCCUGGGUAGACUGCCCUCUGCCGAGUGGUCUCUGGGAAGUGAGGUACUGCUCAGUAAUAAAGCCUUUUGCUGCG